ACUGAAAUAGGACAGUGAGGUCCAAUAUUCAGAAACCACAUUGAAAAUCUGGGAUUUGUUUUUAUAUAUAUUUGAGUUUAAGGAAGAAGAAGAAAGUUUCUGCCCUACUUCCUGGUCUCUAAUUAAAUGAAAAUGGCAGCCACACAGAAACUGUAUUAUCGGUUACCACCUCUGCCCACCAUCGGGGAGAUCAUCAAACUGUACAAUCUGAGAGCAGAGAAACAGCUUUCCCAAAACUUCCUCCUGGAUAUGAGACUCACAGAUAAGAUUGUCCGGCAGGUAGGAAACCUGAAGGAUGCACAUGUGUGUGAGGUGGGCCCUGGGCCGGGGGGUCUCACCAGGUCUAUUCUGAAAGCUGGAGCUGCAGACUUAUUAGUGGUGGAGAAGGACACACGAUUUAUCCCUAGCUUACAGCUUUUGUCAGAGGCUGCUCCUGGGAGAAUGAGGAUAGCACAUGGAGAUAUCCUUUCAUACAGACUGGACAGAGGAUUCCCAGCUGAUGUCACCAAGACAUGGGAGGAUGUACCACCUAACUUGCACAUCAUUGGGAACCUGCCCUUUAGUGUGUCCACCCCUCUCAUCGUAAAGUGGCUGGAGCAAAUGUCCAACAGAAGUGGCCCCUUUAAGUUUGGACGUACAAGGCUUACACUGACCUUCCAGAAGGAGGUGGCUGAAAGGUUAACAGCCAGUACUGGAAGCAGUCAACGCAGUCGUCUGUCUGUCAUGGCUCAAUAUCUCUGCACUGUCAAAAACUGUUUCACCAUCCCAGGACGUGCCUUUGUUCCAAAACCAGAUGUGGAUGUGGGGGUGGUGCACUUCACUCCGCUGGCUCAGCCCCAGAUCCAGCAGCCCUUCAAGCUGGUCGAGAGAAUCGUCAAGAACGUCUUCCAGUUCCGGAGGAAGCACUGCCGCAGAGGGAUCGAAAUGCUGUUCCCAGAAUCACAGCGUCAAGAAUUGACGGACGAGUUGCUGUGUGCCGCCAAUGUGGAUCCUACACUGCGGCCCACGGAGAUCUCUAUUUCUGAAUUCAGGGCUUUAGCAGACGCCUACAGCAAGCUCUGUCAGGAGAACCAGGGCCUCAUCGACUAUGACUUCAGAGAAGAACUCAGACUGAAGCAUCAGUCAAAGAGACAGUGUGGCAGCGAUAGUAAAGAGCGUCACCUUCACACCACGAUUGAGGGAAAUGUUAAUGGUGGCCACUAGCAUGAGACAGCGGACUGCUCUCAAUGGUGAAAUUUUCAUCUGGCAGAGCCAUGAAUUUUUCACAUGAUUUCUUUCUGUGCUAAAUGGAUGUAGAUGCCAGAUGCCUGUAGAAAUAUAACUGUAGCAGGACUAUGGGGGAGUGUUACACUGGUUGUAUUUUAGAGGAGAUGCUACAGCUAACAUUUUCAGCUUAAAACAUGUGAACUGUGUGAGUUUGACAUUGAAACACUCUGGGCAGGGAAGUGAAUAAAGGCUUUUCAAAAAAAGUAAUUGAAAAAUACAUCUGUGCACAAUUUUAUAUAUAUAUUCAAACAAAGAAACUGUAGGAAGUAAAACGGGAUUGUAUUGUUCUAAUAAUGGAGAAAAGAGGUGAAUGCCCAUAAAACCUGUCAAAUCCUAAAACACUAAUGGGAAUGCUUUAAUCAUGUUAUAGCUAGAGGCUGCCAACCAUCUGACAGAGAAAGAAAAUGUUUGCCAAAAUUGACAUUAUAAAAAGAACAAAAAAGAAAAUGAAUUGAAUAAAAUGUUCCUAGUCUAAAAAUAAUACCGUGUGCUUGAAAAAAGUUCGUGUCUCGCCUGCCUCUGUCUUGACGUGUUCAUAGAGAAUCAUUUCACAACGUAUUUCUUUGUAUUUAUCAAAAUCCUCUUUGCCUCUUUUUGCAGAUAAGUCAGAACAAAAAUGACACAAAAAUUAAAACCCCAACAAAACAUGAGACUCUUUAUUGCAGCUAUACCAGUUUGAUCUCUGAAGUGUCAAAUGUAUAUAAAACCUAAAAAGUUACAGUAAUCCAUGAAAAAACAUUAUGUACACAUUUGAACAAUAAUAAAAAAAAAAAAAUGCCUUGGACAACUGCAGGCUUUAUUUCAGUGGUAAAAAGCACAUUUAAAUCCAGCGUAAGACAUUAAAUUAAUUAAUUUAUGUUUAC
Messenger RNA from Myxocyprinus asiaticus (Chinese sucker), 2129 nucleotides. RefSeq names its product transcription factor B1, mitochondrial (gene tfb1m). The transcript is spliced from 8 exons. The record is from RefSeq and is a predicted model, not a curated record. NCBI's taxonomy places the organism in Eukaryota, Metazoa, Chordata, Actinopteri, Cypriniformes, Catostomidae. Gene Ontology annotation, biological process: rRNA methylation; transcription initiation at mitochondrial promoter. Bases 127 to 1203 code for a protein of 358 amino acids. Gene Ontology annotation, cellular component: mitochondrial matrix. Gene Ontology annotation, molecular function: mitochondrial transcription factor activity; rRNA (adenine-N6,N6-)-dimethyltransferase activity.